UCCGCCCCGCUGCCCCGUCAGUUCCCGGUGGCCUCACGAACCGCUCCCGGCAGCAGCCGGCUCCGAGAGCGGAAAAACAAAGGUUCCCGCAGCAGGGUCGACCGGGGAACGUAUUGGCUGUGCGACGGUAGGAAGUGACGUAACCCACUCCUUCCGGUCCGCCGGAUUAUGAAUGAUUGCGGGGGUCGCUGCUUCCCUGGCGCGAUCUUCGUUGUUUCUUUCCCGGCUUCGUUGGCUGCGUGUGGCCCGCGGGCGAAAACUUUCUGAAACGGCCUCGGGAAACCCGGCUCGGGCGGGGCAGGAAUGAGCUAGCGGUCCGUGUCACCCACACGCUCACGCACCCUCCCUGCCUGGCCGCGCCUCUGCGACCAGGUAACCCAAUGAAAGAAGAAAAUGAAAGGCAUUAAGAAAAGUCUUACAGAAGAAUAUCUAUACUUGGACUUUUCUCACCAAAAAGAAGGGUGCAUCUUUCCUCUUCAUACAUCUAUAACUUUAUUUUUGUUAUCAUACUGUGACUGCAAAAUCUUUAAAGUUUGCUUAGUCCUCACUGGAGAAAGCACAGGCAUUUCACUACUUAAAAGUGUACUGUCUGAGGAUGUUGAAAUACAGAUUAUUUCAAGGCAAGAGCUUCCACCAAUAGUCCAGAGUUGCUGUUUACCUGCAGUAGUAGAAAGACCAGACAAUUUCUGUAGAGCAGGACUUGCUGUUGUUCUGAGACACAUAAUCCAGAAAUCAUAUGAAGCAGACCCCUCAAAGAAGGAAAUUUUGGAACUUCUGGGUUUUAAGAAGACUUGCUUGAAAGCCUGUGCUGAAGUUAGUCAGUGGACCAGGCUAUGCGAACUUACCAUCCCUUUAGCUAUUGAGAAUUUUCUCAAAGAAUCUUCUGACCAGCCCCCAGCUAUCCCUGCUGAAAUACUAGAGCUUGAGAAGAAGCUUAGUGAGCCCGUUAGGGUACAUAAUGAUGACAAACUCCGGCGGCAGAAGCUGAAGCAGCAGAAGGCUGCUGGGGUUAGGCCUUCCCUUUCUAAGGAAGAAACGAAGAGCAAGGUCCAUAGACAGGAAACAUCUGAAGAGGUGGACUCUUCAUCGGCGAGCCUGGAACUGAGAGUGGCAUUUUCAAAGCUCACAGUACAUGAGGAACCAGCUCCUGCCAACAGGGAGCCUGCUCACGUCAGAAAAGCGAAAGCUUCUGACCUUCCGCCUCUGGACCAUGUGUUUGUAGAAGGCCUGUACUUCACUUUGGCAGAUAUUGUGCUCUUGCCCUGUAUCCAUCAUUUUUUGGUAAUUAUCUGCAAGAAACUUUCUGAAAAGCUGGUAGAAUUUCCACUGCUGGCUGCCUGGUACCAGAGAAUUCAGGAAGUGCCAAGAGUAAAAACAACAGCUUCUCAGUGUGGGAUCCAAUUUCUCAAUUUACCAGAAUUACAGACCACCUCGAAUGAACAGCAACCAAGCUUAGAUGAGGUCCCAUGUGUCGAGGAGCAAAAUGAUCCUUCAUUUAUAGGAGGACCAAGACCCACCAUGACUAAGUUAAUGGAAAAAGGCAUUGAAGUGAUGUUUUCUCCCCACCCUUGCCCUACUUGGACCCUUGAUUGGGAUGCUCUUCCUGCAGCAGUGAGCCCAAAGGAAGGUAAAAUGUCCAGUGAUCGAGCUUUGAGGAAGCAGCAACAGUUAAACAACCUUGUUUAUGUGGUGACAAAUCAGGCCAAACCUGGUGACAGAAUUGUGGAUUUCUGCAGCGGUGGGGGCCAUGUUGGGAUUGUCCUUGCUCACAUGCUGCCAUCAUGCCAGGUUACAUUAAUAGAAAACAAGGAAUUAUCAUUAAUUCGUGCUAAGAAGAGAAGUGACGAACUAGGGUUAAGCAACAUUUGGUUCAUUCAAGCAAAUAUGGAGUAUUUUACAGGGACAUUUAAUAUUGGGGACUAAGUGCUCAAUAUAGAAAACUACAUAAUAAUAUAAAGAAUCACCAGUAUUUCUGCUAGGGAGAGAUAAAUACUGUCAAAACCCUUUAGUCUUUAUGUAUUUAUGCACACAAACAAAUGCAUGUUUACACAUAUGUUAACAUUAUUGAGGUCAUACUACAUAGGUCCUGCUUUACCUGAAAUUGUCAUAAAUACUUUACUCAUUAAUCAUAUUUCUUUUUUGUUGUUAUUAUAAUGUAAUUGUUACUAUUAUAUAUAUCUUAUGCAUCACUUAAGAUUUUUGAUACCUUUGCCUAAUCACUUUCUAGGUAGGUUGUGCUAAUUUGCAUUCCCAACUGUAUAUGUUCAUAUAACAUAUACAGUGGGCUUGUCUAGGUGGAAUUCUUGUCCAGUCUCAGAAGUUCAGACCUUUUGUAGUACUUAUGAUUUUUGUCCAAUGAAAUUCAUUUCUUAAAUACCAACUACUGCAAAGUUGUGGGGUUUAUUGUUAUUUUUAUAGCCUAAAAAGUAUACAGUUUGUUUCCUUUGUAGAUAUAAUAUAGAUUGGUUAUCUCAAGCCAAGCUUAUAGAAAGAGAAGUAAACUUUUACGAAAACUGUUAAUAAGGAUAUUCAGGAAAAUAUAGACAUCUGAUAUAGCAAAUUCAAAUUAAAUAUAUAUUUAUAUGCUGCUUAAAUUUUACAUAAAUGAUGAGGUAGAGGAUAAAGCUUCUCCCACAAAACAAGCCAUUAAACCAAUGCCCAUGUUACCAGUACACCAGGCAGAAUGUAUAAGGUAGCAAGAUACUGCUGCCUAUUUACUCACCUCUCAAAUCACAAAAUUCCCGGCCUAUCAGCCAUACAUCUCUUUACCCUUCUGUGGCAUAAAGGUGAUAAAUCAUUCUGGCAUAUUCUUGUAACUUUCAAGGUCAUAUAAUUCACUAACACCAACUAACAAUGUAUAUGUCUUUUGGGAAGUGAUAUUUUUCCCAAAUAUCAUAGUAAUGUAUCCAUAAUGGGUUUUUUCUUUCAUAAUUACUUUGUCAAGAUAUAUGGAAAAUGAAUUAAAAUUACUCGGAGGGUUAAACCAAGAUUAGAUUUACUCUCAAGAAUAUAGUUUGCGGGCUUCCCUGGUGGUGCAGUGGUUAAGAAUCCACGUGCCAACUCAGGGGACAUGGGUUCGAGCCCCGGUCCGGGAAGAUCUCACAUUCUGUGGAGCAACUAAGCCCAUGCACCACAACGACUGAGCCUGCGCUCUAGAGCCCGAGAGCCACAACUGCUGAGCCCACAUGCCACAACUACUGAAGCUUGCGUGCCUAGAGCCCGUGCUCCGCAAGGAGAAGCCACCACAAUGAGAAGCCUGCGCACCACAAUGAAGAGUAGCGCCGCUCGCCGCAACUAGAGAAAGCCCGUGCUCAGCAACGAAGACCCAAUGCAGCCAAAAAUAAGUAAAAUAAAAUAAAUAAAUUUAUUAAAAAAGGAAUAUAAUUUGCCUAGGAUGAUAAUUGAAGUAUUGUCACUAGAUAAAUCAAACUAAAUGCACCAGUGGCUCUAACUCUUGUAUUAAAUAGAUUCCAAUGAAAAUACUGUAACUAGAGAGGAAAUCAGAAUAACAGGUAUCAGAAAUGCAUGAAAACUCCAUUAAUUCACAAUUUUGUGGUAUUUCAAAUAAGGGUUUAGUUGGCAUUUAUCUUUGCCUUUUUCGUCUACUGUUUUUCUUUAGACAUAAAAGUUAAUGAUGUAAACAAGAUUUUAAGGGGAGAAUUUUAAAGUCUUUGAACCAACUAUCUUGCAGAACUUAAAACAAAUCAUUUAUACAUGAGAAUUUAAAUACUAAUUAUUAUUCUUAUCUCCAUUAAUACAAAAACCUAUAUCAGGCAAAAAUGAAUAGAUUUACUAAUGUUGUUAAACUAGUGUGACUUGAAAUAAUGGAAGAGAACAAAUCUAAAUAUUUUUACGUCUUUAAACAAGGUCUUCCAUCACCCCCAAGGGCUGUGCCUCCCCCGUGUAACCAGAAUCAAUGAGGUAAUACAGUGUUUGUUCCAAAGAGCAUUUUGUAGUUUCUGAUUUACGUUGUGCUUACUUGAGAAAUAUAUUUCUUUAGAAAUACAAAUGUCCAAUAAGCUUAUAAAUAACAUUCAAAGUCUCUAGUAAUCAGAUGCAUUUCAACUUGAACAACAAUGAUAUUCCGUUCUUGCUCUUAACAUUUGCAAAGAUUUUUAAAAUAUUAUUACUGUAAGGCUUUUAAAAUAUUAUUGCCAGCAAGGCUUCAGUGAAGGGGGCCUAAUCAUAUGGGAGCUUUGAAAUUUUUCAUUUACAUGAUAUUUGUAAUGAUUUGUUAAUGACAUGAAAUGUUAUAAUGGUAAACAGAGAAAAUUAUAUAAACAUAAUGGUUAAGUGUAUGCAUUUUAACAUUGAAUUUAACUUGUGCUAAAGUCUCAGCUUGGCCACGUACUAGUUUUAUGGCCUCAUCCUCAAUCCUCAGUUUUUUCAUCAUGACAUGGACAUAACAUAUCUGGCUCAUGGGAUGUUGAUACAAUGUGCAUGAACCACUUAGCAAGUUGCCUAGCAUUUAGGAAGUACUCAAAAAAUUGGUCCUCUUUUUACUCUGUGCAGUGUGAUCUCAACCAUGUGAAAACUGCUUAAAAAGGAUGAGAGGAAAUUAUGCUAAUAUGUAUUUUUUUAAGGUGGCUAUCUCUAUAUACUAUGUAUUUUUCUUUAUUCAAAAUUUUCAAAAUAUUCCAUAUUUAACAUGUUACCAUUUUUAUAUUCAAAGAAUGUAAGCAGUAAAAAUAGAAGAAAUAAAUAUAUGUGCUUAAUAUUUUAUAGACAGAUACCUAGCUUAUUUAGCCAAGAAAGGCUAAUAGGACCCUAAGGAUUACUAUAAGAUAUCUAAAAGAAUUCUGAACAUAUAAGAUAUGUAUAUAAUUAUAUAUGUAUAUAUAAGUUCUUUUAAAACAAGUAUUUGAUUAUCAUAGAAAUACCUUUUGAUUUUGUUUUUAAAUACAAAACUCUUUUCAAAAUUGAGAAACAUCUGAGAAGGUUUCUUUUCCUUCCAGUUUGAAUGUAUGCAGCUGUAUGACCCUGAAUUGAGUAUGUGUUAUGGACUGAAAGUUUGUGCCCCACCUCCACCACCAAAAAAUUCAUGUGUUGAAUUCCUUAACCCCUCAUGUGAUGGUAUUAGAAGGUGGGACCUUUAGGAGGUAAUUGGGUCAUGAGGGUGGUGCUCUCUGAGUGGAAUUAGUGCCCUUAUAAGAAAAGAGCUUGUGCCCCCUCUUAGCUCUCCACCAUGUGAUGAUACAGUGAGAAGACAGCCAUCUGCAAACCAGGAAGGGGUCCUCACUAGACAUCAGAUCUGCCAGCACCCUGAUCUUGGACUUCCCAGCCUCCAGAACUAAGAAAAAUGUUUGCUGUUUAAACCACCAAGUUUAUGAUAGUUUUUUAAGAGCAGCCCAAACUAAAACAGUAUAUAUCAAUUAUCAUACCCUUAAAGGGCAACUCAGAAAAGAUUGCUUUAAAAGUGGACUUUUUAAGGCUAUUUUUUAAGAAGUCUAUUAUCACCUUCUUGUCUAGUGCAAUAUAAAUAAUCUUCCUUGUGAAAACUUACUUUAUAAGAUUUUACUUUUUAAGACCUAAUUUAUUAUGUGUAGUAAUACCUAUGCUCUCAAACAGAUAACAAAAACCUUGUUGUCAAACAGUAUUACUGAAAGGGCCACGACUAUGGAAGAACACACUGUGCAUUGAGAAACAAAAACUGUGUCAGUGCUGAACAGCUUGCCCACCGAAAUGUUUUAGUUGGAUAAUUUCAAUAGUAACAUAGAGUCAUCUCAAACAGGUGAUAAGGUAUUGAUUUCUAACAGUAUUGGUGAAUAUUUUCUAUUUAUCAAUAUAUAUCAAAAUCUCUAAACAGUUUAUUUUUGAGUUAUCUGUAUUUACUUUUUUCUAUUUCACCCAUAACAAUUUUUAAUAUGAUUGUUUAUGAUUCAUCAGUGCUGAGUGCUUAAUUACAAGCUCAUUUCUAGUUAUGUAUGUUAGUAUACAAUUAGAAGAAGCAUAUACAAUUAUAGAAUGUAAUUCAGUAACACUUUUGAUGAAUGAUUUAUGUAAUCCUUGUUUUAAAGGGAAAGGAACUUGAGAAAUUAUAUAUUCUGCAAACACAAUUUUUAAAAAAUCAUUAAGGCAAUGAAGGACUUUCCAGGUGAAGGUGGCAGAUAGAGGUAUUGUACCCCCCUUCUCCCCAAGAGAGAUCAGACCCCCAAAUAACAAAGAGAACAAGAACCAGAAAAAUCAUACUCCAUCCUUAAUGAAACAGUGUUCAAGAUUCUAUAACUUGAACUACAAUAUUUGAAGAUAGAAAGCAGACUGAAGAAAAAAUUAGUGAGUAGAGAAGAGGAAAAUCAAACUUAAACGCAUGGGGAGAGGGAGGGUCAAGAGGGCUAUCAGGAAGCAAGUCACUUUGCUCUCACAGAAUCCCAGAAAAUUUCAGGAAUUCAGGAUACCAGAAACCACAGAGGAAGGGUAUAAGAAGGGGCUGGAAUCAUGUUUAAUUAAAAAUUUUAUUUAGAGACCCAGAUUCCCGCCACCACCUUGUGUAGGCAAGUAACUAUUUCCCCCAACUCCUGCAAGAGACCGGAAGUUUAUUCUAUGAGAAAAGUGUAAUAGAGACUCCAAGUAUAGGGAGAGAAGGGCGAGAAUGAUGUGACACCAAAAAUAAGAACUAAGUGCCCUUAAUUCCAGAAUUCCUUCAGAAUCUAGAAUCAUCUCCUCAAUCAGAGAUUAAAAGAGCCUCCUUUACGGAAUCAGAACUAUCCCCAGAGAAAAUACUAUAGCUGUAAUUUAAAAAAAAAAAAAAGCCAACUGGCCACCUGGUCACCCAAUCACUAAGGAAGCCCACCUUCAAGCCUUUCAUUCAGACUUCUGAUCAACUUUUUAAUGAUUCACUCUUAUAUGAACUGACAGCCAAGGAAUAUCAAAACGUGGAAAACUUCCAAAAUAGAAAACUUCCAAAAUAGAAGCCCACCUUCAAGCCUUUCAUUCAGACUUCCAAUCAACUUUUUAGUGAUUCACUCUUAUAUGAACUGACAGCCAAGGAAUAACAAAACGUGGAAAACUUCCAAAAUAGAAGAGACCAAAGCAACAAACACAAUGAAAGGAGAGAUCAGAAAAGAUCUUGCAUAAUGAAACAGGGAUAGAAUGAAAAAGAAAAGCCAUCAGAGAACAAGAAAGAACUUCUAAACACGUUAGCCAAAAUAAAAAGCAAGUAGAAAAUCUAAAAGAUGAAGUGUAAGACAUCAUCUGAAAAAAACAGGACAAAAAAAAAAAAGAGAGAUAGGAGCUGAAAGAAGCAUUUUUUUUUCAAAUAGAAAUCUAGUCCAUGAAUCCAAUACCUCAAUAUUCUCAAUAAUAGGAGAACCAGAAAGAGAAAACAGAUAAAACGGUGGGGAGGAAAAUAUCAAAUAACUAAUAUAAGAAAAUGUGUCAGGAUGUGUUUCUCUU
Orcinus orca (killer whale) is the source of this 7392-nucleotide messenger RNA. RefSeq names its product glutathione S-transferase C-terminal domain containing (gene GSTCD). NCBI's taxonomy places the organism in Eukaryota, Metazoa, Chordata, Mammalia, Artiodactyla, Delphinidae. The coding region runs from base 394 to 1923 and encodes 509 amino acids. The transcript has 9 exons. The record is from RefSeq and is a predicted model, not a curated record.